AUGGAGACGUCGCUUGCGGCCACCCUCAACCAAUCGCUGGUCUUAUUCUUGGCUUUCCCCUGAAAGUCGUCUCUCCGCCGGAAUCCUUCUUCUGCUUCCUUGUUUCCCGCCGGGGUAUAGAGGCAGUGCGUAGGGUUUAUUUCCGUUUCCGUCCGUGUCCAUGCGUGCCUGAGGAGCUCUAGCUGUUGUGAACCAGUAGGUUAGAACUACUUGUGAGUUGGUAAAAAGCUACUAUGGAGACUAAAGACCAGAAGAAACACCGAAAGAAAAACAGCGGACCCAAAGCUGAGAAGAAAAAAAAAAGGCAUCUGCAGAAUCUCCAACUUGGAGAUGAGGAAGAUGCCCGGAAGAGAAACCCCAGAGCUUUUGCAGUCCAGUCUGCUGUGCGGAUGGCUCGGUCCUUUCACAGGACUCAGGAUUUGAAGACAAAAAAGCAUCACAUUCCAGUGGUUGAUCGAACUCCACUAGAGCCCCCACCAAUAGUGGUGGUGGUCAUGGGGCCUCCAAAAGUUGGGAAGAGCACUUUGAUACAGUGCCUCAUUCGGAACUUCACCAGACAGAAGUUGACUGAGAUCAGAGGCCCGGUAACAAUCGUGUCAGGUAAAAAGCGCAGACUUACCAUUAUUGAAUGUGGGUGUGACAUUAACAUGAUGAUUGAUCUGGCUAAAGUAGCGGAUUUGGUUCUGAUGCUUGUAGAUGCCAGCUUUGGGUUUGAAAUGGAAACAUUUGAAUUUCUAAACAUCUGUCAAGUACAUGGCUUUCCAAAAAUUAUGGGAGUUCUCACCCACCUAGACUCCUUCAAGCAUAAUAAGCAACUGAAGAAGACAAAGAAGCGAUUAAAACACAGAUUCUGGACAGAAGUCUACCCGGGUGCCAAACUGUUCUACCUUUCUGGAAUAGUACAUGGAGAAUAUCAAAACCAAGAAAUUCAUAAUCUGGGCCGUUUUAUUACAGUUAUGAAGUUUAGGCCUCUCACAUGGCAAACCUCUCACCCUUAUAUCCUGGCAGACAGGAUGGAGGAUUUGACAAACCCAGAAGAUAUUCGAACAAAUAUCAAGUGUGACCGAAAGGUGUCUCUUUAUGGUUACUUAAGAGGAGCAUACUUGAAAAAUAAAAGCCAAAUUCACAUGCCAGGUGUAGGAGAUUUCACUGUGAGCGAUGUCAGUUUUCUCCCAGACCCGUGUGCUCUUCCUGAACAGCAGAAGAAGCGUUGUUUAAAUGAGAAAGAGAAGUUGGUUUAUGCACCUUUCUCUGGCGUUGGUGGUGUGUUGUACGACAAAGAUGCUGUCUAUGUUGAUCUCGGUGGCAGCCAUGUUUUUCAGGAAUCGGAUGAGGUGAAGCCUACUCAUGAACUGGUCCAGAAUCUCAUUUCCACCCAUUCCACUAUUGAUGCCAAAAUGGCUUCAAGUAGAGUAGCACUUUUUUCUAAUUCCAAACCACUAGGAUUAGAGGAUAUAGAUAAUCAAGGGCUUUGGAUGCCAAAAGAGGAAAAGCACAUGGAUUUGAAAACUGGUCGAGUGCGUCGGAAAGCCAUUUUUGGAGAUAAAGAAGAUGAACCUGGAGAUAGUGAUGAUGAAGAUGAUGAACAAAUGUCUGAAGGUGACAGGUUGGAAAAUGGCUCUAGUGGUGGUGAAACAGAAGAGGAAGAAGACGAUGAAAUGAUUGAUAAAGAGUACAUGACUGUUAAAGGUAUCAAACAGCAGAAACUUGAGGAGAUGGAAGAAGACAUUGAGGUGGAUUUGCCUGCAUUUGCUGAUAGUGAUGAUGACCUUGAGAGGAGCUCAGGGGAUGAAGAGGAAGCUGAAAAAGCCAAUGAAAGCAGUGAAGAGGAGGAGGACUCUACUGCAGAAGUGGAAAGUGAUAUUUUAGACUCUAAGGCUGUUGGAGACGGUUAUAAAUUAGGACUGUUAGAAGCUAAUGGUUUGACUGACAGAUUGAAUCGAGAGAAAUCUUUGACUAUGAAAAAAGCAGUCCUCACCGCUUCAGAUUCAGAUCAUUGCAGAACUGAAGAGGCAUUUGCAUCUGAAGAUGAAUCUGAAGAAAGCUCCUCUCUCAUUUCAGAGGAGGAGGACGCAGAAAAUGAAGAGAUGGUUAGGAAAAGGCUUCCAAAGUCUUCUCAAGAGGGCCGUGGUCAGAAACUGGGGCCAGAGGACAUAAUUGAUGAGGCCAGUGAUGUAGAAGAUAUAUUCCAACCGGAGGAGGAUUACAAGGAAGAAAGUAACUAUUCCACAGAAACAUCAGGUACCCUCAAGUGGAAGGAAGACCUUUCUAGGAAGGCAGCUGAGGCCUUUCUGAGGCAGCAACAAGCAACUCCAAACCUUCGAAAGCUUAUUUAUGGGACAGUGACAGAGGAUAAUGAAGAAGAUGAUGGUGACCCCAGAGAAGAACUUGGAGGCUUAUUUCGUGUCAGCCAGCCUGACAGAGAGUGUAAGCACAAGGCCGACUCUUUGGAUUGCUCUAAAUUUCAUGUGGAAGCACCCCACAAUUGGGAUUUAAAGGAGGCUAUGAACAGCAUCAGAGACUGCUUUGUGACUGGGAAGUGGGAAGAAGAUAAAGAUGCAGCCAGGAUCUUAGCAGAAGAUGAGGAGCUAUACGGUGACUUUGAAGACCUUGAAACGGGGGAUGUGCAUAAGGAAAAAUCUGGUCCAGAUAUUCAGAUUGAAGGUGUAGAAGAAGAAGUUAAGGAAGAAAUUGAGCUCAACCCAGAGGAAAGUGCCAAGAAAAAACAUAUGGAUAAGAAGAGAAAACUGAAGGAGAUGUUUGAUGCAGAAUAUGAUGAAGGAGAAAGCUCAUAUUUUGAUGAACUUAAAGGAGAAAUGCAGAAACAAGCCUUGCUUAACCGGGCAGAAUUUGAAGAUCAAGAUGAUGAGACCAGAGUUCAAUAUGAGGGUUUUCGACCUGGGAUGUAUGUCCGGAUUGAGAUAGAAAACGUCCCCUGUGAAUUUGUGCUUAACUUUGACCCCCAUCACCCAAUUAUUCUGGGUGGUUUGGGCAACAGCGAGGGCAAUGUUGGAUAUGUACAGAUGCGUCUGAAGAAACAUCGUUGGUAUAAGAAAAUCCUCAAAUCCCGAGACCCAAUAAUUUUUUCUGUAGGAUGGAGACGGUUUCAGACCAUGCCACUCUAUUAUAUCGAAGACCAUAAUGGAAGGCAAAGGCUUCUGAAAUACACCCCACAGCAUAUGCAUUGUGGAGCAGCAUUUUGGGGUCCUAUCACUCCACAGGGAACUGGGUUUUUGGCAGUGCAGUCUGUCAGUGGCAUAAUGCCUGAUUUCCGGAUAGCUGCCACAGGAGUUGUCCUUGAUCUGGAUAAAUCCAUAAAAAUUGUAAAGAAAUUGAAGCUAACUGGAUUUCCAUUUAAAAUUUUCAAGAAUACUUCAUUUAUUAAGGGAAUGUUUCAUUCUGCCUUGGAAGUGGCCAAAUUUGAAGGUGCUGUGAUUCGAACUGUCAGUGGAAUAAGGGGACAGAUCAAGAAAGCACUCCGGGCUCCAGAAGGAGCUUUCCGGGCCACCUUUGAGGAUAAGUUGUUGAUGAGUGAUAUUGUCUUCAUGCGAACUUGGUAUCCUGUCUCCAUUCCAGCCUUCUAUAACCCAGUCACAUCUUUGUUGAAACCAGUGGGUGAGAAAGACACCUGGUCAGGAAUGAGGACAACAGGUCAACUGAGACUCGCACACGGUAUCAGACUAAAGCCAAACAAGGAUUCUCUGUAUAAGCCAAUAGUGAGGCAAAAGAAACAUUUUAAUUCACUGCACAUUCCAAAAGCCUUGCAGAAAGCCCUGCCAUUUAAGAACAAGCCAAAGACUCAAGCAAAGGCAGGCAAGGUGCCGAAGGACAGGCGAAGACCAGUCGUCAUAAGGGAGCCUCAUGAGCGGAAGGUCCUUGCACUGCUGGAUGCUCUGAGCACAGUACACAGUCAUAAGAUGAAGAAGGCCAAGGAGCAACGGCAUCUGCAGAAUAAAGAGCACUUCAAAAUGAAACAGAAGGAAGAGGAAGAGAGACUGACACAUCAGAAGGAGCUCAGGAAGAAGCUCUUCCGAAUCCAGGGUCAGAAAGAAAGAAGAAACAAUAAAUCCAGUCUGAAAGGGGCAUGAGGAGCAACUGAAAGUGGCACCUGGGGUCUUUAUUGGUAGCAAGCGGCCAUCUAAGAUGCAUCAAUUGGUCUCAACCCACCUGGAGCAAAGGACAGUGAAGAGCAAAGACACAAGGUAAUUAUGAGCCCAAGAGACAGAAAUGGCCACAUAAACCAGGGACUACAUCAGCCUGAGACCAGAAGAACUAGAUGGUGCCUGGCUACAACCAAUGACUGCCCUGACAACAGAGAACCCCUGAAGGAGCAGGAGAGCAGUGGGAUAUGGACCCCAAAUUCUUGUAAAAAGACCAGACUUAAUGGUCUGAGACUAGAAGGACCCCAGAGGUCAUGGUCCUCAGACUUUCUGUUAGCCCAAGGCAGGAACCAUUCCCAAAGCCAACUCUUCAGACAGGAUUGGACUGGACAAUGGGAUAGAAAAUGACACUGGUGAUGAGUGAGCAUCUUGGAUCAAAUAGACACUUGAGACUAUGUGGACAGCCCCUGUCUGAAGGGGAGAUGAGAGAGCAGCGGGGGUCAGAAGCUGGCCGAAUGGACGCAAAAAGAGAGAGUGGAGGGAAGGAGUGUGCUGUCUCAUUAGAGGGAGAGCAACUAGGAGUAUACAGCAAGGUGUAUAUAAGUUUUUGUAUGAGAGACUGGCUUCAUUUGUAAACUUUCAUUUAAAGCACAAUAAAAAAAAAGAGAGAGGGGCAUCAUCCAACCAAGAAAGAAGCACCGGGAGCAGAGUUUGUUCUUUGGACCCUGGGUCCCUGCCUGAAAAGCUCCUAGUCCAGGGGAGGAUUGAUGACAAGGAUGUUCCUCCAGAACUGACAGAGAGAGAAAGCAUUUCCCGGAAGCUGGCACCCUGAAUUCCACCUUAAUGGCUCCUAUACUGUGAGACAAUAAAUUUCAGUUUGUUAAAGCUAUCCACUUGUAUUUCUGUUGCAGAAGCACUAGAUAACAAAGAGUCAAUAAA
Messenger RNA from Loxodonta africana (African savanna elephant), 5039 nucleotides. It is a transcript of the gene BMS1, whose product is annotated as BMS1 ribosome biogenesis factor. Lineage: Eukaryota; Metazoa; Chordata; Mammalia; Proboscidea; Elephantidae. The transcript has 24 exons. Gene Ontology annotation, biological process: maturation of SSU-rRNA from tricistronic rRNA transcript (SSU-rRNA, 5.8S rRNA, LSU-rRNA); endonucleolytic cleavage of tricistronic rRNA transcript (SSU-rRNA, 5.8S rRNA, LSU-rRNA); ribosome biogenesis. The record is from RefSeq and is a predicted model, not a curated record. Gene Ontology annotation, cellular component: 90S preribosome; nucleus. Gene Ontology annotation, molecular function: U3 snoRNA binding; GTPase activity; GTP binding. The coding region runs from base 234 to 4088 and encodes 1284 amino acids.